AUGCAAUCUGUACAGCGAUCGCGUGCCUUGAUUCGUUCUGCUCCCAUUCUCAACACUCGCUUAUUAGCACAGAAUACGGCACUCAAGUCAGCAGUAUGCCAUCGUGUCCGGUUUUACAGCGGCUAUGGCUAUAAUAACGACUACGACUCCUAUGGUGCACCUACACAGUUUGGAACAGGUUCUGGUUCUGGUUGGGGAGGUGGAGAACGCAAGUCAUUACCACGAAACACUGUUGUCAAAUUCGUUCCACAACAAGAAGCAUGGAUUGUCGAGCGCAUGGGUAAAUUCCACCGCAUGCUCGAACCCGGAUUGAAUAUCUUGGUGCCGAUACUUGACCGUAUAAAGUACGUCAAGAGUCUCAAAGAAACAGCUAUUGAAGUCCCGAGCCAGAGUGCUAUUACCCAAGAUAACGUCACUCUGGAGCUUGAUGGUGUCUUGUAUUACCGUAUCAUGGACCCGUUCAAGGCUUCUUAUGGAGUAGAGGAUGCCGAAUUCGCUAUUACACAACUCGCACAAACCACCAUGCGCGCAGAGAUCGGCCAAAUGACAUUGGAUCGCACGCUGGCAGAACGAGCUCACCUGAACUCAAACAUUGUGGACGCAAUCAACUCCGCGUCUGAAGACUGGGGAAUCCAGUGUCUUCGAUAUGAGAUCCGCGAUAUUCAUCCUCCGGCAAAGGUGGUUGAGUCCAUGCAUCAACAAGUUUCUGCGGAGCGUACCAAGCGUGCACAAAUUCUUGAAUCCGAAGGUGCGCGACAAGCCGCCAUCAACGUAGCAGAGGGUCGUAAGCAAGCUACCAUCCUGGCGUCAGAAGCCGAGAAGGCUGAACAAAUCAACAAGGCAUCCGGUGAAGCCGAGGCGAUCUUGCUCCGUGCACAAGCAUCUGCAAAGGGUAUCGAAAAGGUUGCCGUCGCCAUCAGCCGGCACCGUGGUACUGAUGCGGUUUCGAUGACAGUCGCUGAAAAGUACGUGGAUGCCUUUGGAAAGAUGGCCAAGGAGGGAACGACCAUGAUUGUUCCCGCGGCUGCCAAUGACGCUGCUUCCAUGGUGGCUCAGGCUUUAUCCAUCUAUAAUACCAUUAAUAAGCCAAGAGGACGCGACGGAAACUCACCAGGACUCCCAUCUUCUGGAACGGAGAACAGUGGAAAAUCGAUCAAGGAUGAAAUGACGCAGGAUCUGAUCGAUGCUGCUGAACGUGAAUCAUCAUUCCAAGAGCCUCGUGAACCAUCAUUAUAA
Molecule: messenger RNA, 1236 nt
Organism: Zychaea mexicana
Lineage: Eukaryota; Fungi; Mucoromycota; Mucoromycetes; Mucorales; Lichtheimiaceae
Exons: 8
Coding region: 1-1236 (411 amino acids)
Cellular component (GO): membrane
Source: RefSeq, a predicted model, not a curated record